This is a messenger RNA of Pipistrellus nathusii (Nathusius's pipistrelle), 2508 nucleotides long. NCBI's taxonomy places the organism in Eukaryota, Metazoa, Chordata, Mammalia, Chiroptera, Vespertilionidae. The record is from the annotation of a GenBank genome assembly.
AUGUGGCUCCUGGCGCUGUGGCUGGUGGGGCUGGUGGGGGCUCAGCGCGGGGGAGGGGGUCCCGGAGGCGGCGCCCCAGGCGCCCCUGGCCUGGGCCUCAGCAGCCUUGGGGAGGAGCGCUUCCCGGUGGUGAACACGGCCUACGGGCGAGUGCGCGGCGUGCGACGUGAGCUCAACAACGAGAUCCUGGGCCCGGUGGUGCAGUUCCUGGGCGUGCCCUACGCCACGCCACCCCUGGGCGCCCGCCGCUUCCAGCCGCCCGAGGCCCCCGCCUCGUGGCCCGGCGUCCGCAACGCCACGGCCCUGCCGCCCGCCUGCCCGCAGAACCUGCACGGCGCGCUGCCCGCCAUCAUGCUGCCCGUGUGGUUCACCGACAACCUGGAGGCAGCCGCCACCUACGUGCAGAACCAGAGCGAGGACUGCCUGUACCUCAACCUCUACGUGCCCACCGAGGACGGUCCGCUCACAAAAAAACGUGACGAGGCGACGCUCAAUCCGCCAGACACAGAUAUCCGGGACUCGGGGAAGAAGCCUGUGAUGCUGUUUCUGCACAGUGGCUCCUACAUGGAGGGCACCGGGAACAUGUUCGACGGCUCUGUCCUGGCCGCCUAUGGCAACGUCAUCGUAGCCACGCUCAACUACCGGCUUGGGGUGCUCGGCUUCCUCAGCACCGGGGACCAGGCCGCGAAAGGCAACUACGGGCUCCUGGACCAGAUCCAGGCCCUGCGCUGGCUCAGCGAGAACAUCGCCCACUUCGGGGGGGACCCCGAGCGCAUCACCAUCUUCGGGUCCGGGGCGGGCGCAUCCUGCGUCAACCUCCUGAUCCUCUCCCACCAUUCGGAAGGGUUGUUCCAGAAGGCCAUCGCCCAGAGCGGCACGGCCAUCUCCAGCUGGUCUGUCAACUACCAGCCGCUCAAGUACACGCGGCUGCUGGCGGCCAAGGUGGGCUGCGACCGCGAGGACAGCGCCGAGGCGGUGGAGUGUCUGCGCCGGAAGCCGUCCCGGGAGCUGGUGGACCAGGACGUGCAGCCCGCCCGCUACCACAUCGCCUUCGGGCCCGUGGUGGACGGCGACGUGGUCCCUGACGACCCUGAGAUCCUCAUGCAGCAGGGGGAGUUCCUGAACUACGACAUGCUCAUCGGCGUCAACCAAGGCGAGGGCCUCAAGUUCGUGGAGGACUCGGCCGAGAGCGAGGACGGCGUGUCCGCCAGCGCCUUCGACUUCACCGUCUCCAACUUCGUGGACAACCUGUAUGGCUACCCCGAGGGCAAGGACGUGCUGCGGGAGACCAUCAAGUUUAUGUACACGGACUGGGCCGACCGGGACAACGGUGAGAUGCGGCGCAAGACCCUGCUGGCCCUCUUUACCGAUCACCAGUGGGUGGCGCCGGCCGUGGCCACCGCCAAGCUGCAUGCCGACUACCAGUCCCCCGUCUACUUUUACACCUUCUACCACCACUGCCAGGCCGAGGGCCGGCCCGAGUGGGCGGACGCCGCGCACGGGGACGAGCUCCCCUACGUCUUCGGUGUGCCCAUGGUGGGCGCCACCGACCUCUUCCCCUGCAAUUUCUCUAAGAACGAUGUCAUGCUCAGCGCCGUGGUCAUGACCUACUGGACCAACUUCGCCAAGACUGGCGACCCCAACCAGCCGGUGCCGCAGGACACCAAGUUCAUCCACACCAAGCCCAACCGCUUCGAGGAGGUGGUGUGGAGCAAGUUCAACAGCAAGGAGAAGCAGUACCUGCACAUCGGCCUGAAGCCGCGGGUGCGUGACAACUACCGUGCCAACAAGGUGGCCUUCUGGCUGGAGCUGGUGCCCCACCUGCACAACCUGCACAUGGAGAUCACCACCACCACCACGCGCCUGCCGCCCUACGCCACGCGCUGGCCGCCCCGCCCGCCGCCCGGCGCCCCGGGCACGCGCCGGCCCCCGUCGCCGGCCACGCCGCCGCCCGAGCCCGAGCUGGAGCCGGGCCCCCGGGCCUACGACCGCCUGCCCGGGGACUCCCGGGACUACUCCACGGAGCUGAGCGUCACCGUGGCCGUGGGCGCCUCGCUGCUCUUCCUCAACAUCCUGGCCUUCGCCGCCCUGUACUACAAGCGGGACCGGAGGCAGGAGCUGCGGUGCCGGCGGCUCAGCCCCCCCGGGGGGUCGGGCUCCGGGGUGCCCGGUGGGGGCCCCCUGCUCCCCACCACGGGCCGGGAGCUGCCCCCGGAAGAGGAGCUGGUGUCGCUGCAGCUGAAACGGGGCGGCGGCGUCGGGGCAGACCCUGCCGAGGCCCUCCGCCCCGCCUGCCCGCCCGACUACACCCUGGCCCUGCGCCGGGCGCCAGACGAUGUGCCUCUCCUGGCCCCCGGGGCGCUGACCCUGCUGCCCAGUGGCCUGGGACCGCCGCCGCCCCCGCCGCCGCCCGCCAUGCACCCGUUCGGGCCCUUCCCCCCGCCGCCCCCCGCCGCCGCCGGCCACAACAACACGCUGCCCCAUCCCCACUCCACCACCCGCGUAUAG